CUAUCGUCGCCAUCGCUUACUACGCGGUGUUCGUCAAUCCCGUCUUUGAGGCAAUCUCGACGCCUAGCUGUGUCUUUACGACCCCCCAGCCGUCUGUCAUGUGCUUGAUGGCAGAUAUCGCCUUCUGCACGGUGCCCGGUCAAACCAUCCAUACCGAUGGUUGCCAGCAUGUUCCCGAUGGCACUUCGAUCCCUCCGAUUCCUCAAUCGCCUUGAUGGAACAAACAAAGAACAUGACACUCGUUGUCAUAAGGCUCAACGAUGCGGUAGCUGCUGCUGCGACUGACCUUGUUGCUAUGCACGAGGCGGCAACCAGAUACCUUCACCGAGCGGUACUCUCGUCGAUGAUCCCGUUCAUACCCGCCUUAAUGCCGAGCCGAUCCUGGAUCGCAGCUCAGCUCUUCAAAGCGACUUACAACUCGACGGUGAUGACGUCGGACGGAUUGUCAACACUCGCCGGAUCUGCUCUAUCUUCCAUCCAGGACCUGCGAAACGCAAGCGGCAUCCUCCAGGACAACGUGAAGCAGUACUGCUCUACUGGACCGCCUGUUAGAAUGCCGUUUGGGCACGUACCUCGACACGCCUUCCUAGAGCUAACGUGCGAUCGGCUCGUGGCGACAACGGCACUGGCUGAUGAGUAUUUGCAUGCUUGUGGCACCGCCGUUGCCCAGUUGACCUCCGCCAUCGACCGCACGCUGUUCGAGAUGGCCGCUUUAGAGAUGAAGGUGAAGCAGCAAGUGAAUUUGGAGGCUGUUUCGGACGUACAUUCAUGGAUGGUCGAAUUCUAUCAAGCGGAGUACUUGCACCUGGAUGACCUCGUACGCGCGGGAGAGACGGUGCCGACCUCGGGAAAGUACAUGGCGAUCGUUGCUUAGGAUUUGCGCUCUCGUCUCUUCUGUUCUGUGAUUCUACCCAACUUGUGUCCCUUUCAUAUUUUCUGCGAAUGUUUGUGCUUCGUGUACGAUAUUGAUGAGUCGUUUCAUCUGCGCUGCUGUUAUGUAUAUACGACUCGACUACUUACCCUGCGCUUGAUGCGCCGGUCUUCAAUUAUAUGCGCUCGCGAUACGUAUCGCGAGGCGUUCGCAUAGACCGUGAGAUGCACAGAAAAGAGGGAGGUGUGCGUCGACCUAGCCGCGCAAGUCUAGAUCUGGAGGGAGGUAUACUCUGAGGUCGUCGCCGCGCGCAGUUUCACUCGCGUGGUGCCCGCGACAAGACUGCCAUACUAUGAUGAUACUAUACACCGAGUCCGUAUUGACCAAG
Molecule: messenger RNA, 1259 nt
Organism: Fomitopsis serialis
Lineage: Eukaryota; Fungi; Basidiomycota; Agaricomycetes; Polyporales; Fomitopsidaceae
Exons: 4
Coding region: 215-874 (219 amino acids)
Source: RefSeq, a predicted model, not a curated record